UCGUCAGAGAGAGUGAGAUAAGCGGAGAACGGAGGAGAUUAUAAAGUAUAUGUUCGUAUUUCAUAGUUGUGUUUGCCUCGUGGCCAACUCACGCAUAAGUUGUUCAGAAAGAGUGUGUGUUAACGCGGCGGACAGAAUCAUACUACUCGUACAGACAGUACACACAACGUGGUCUUCCUAUAAAUGCGUCCGCGUUCGUUCACGACGUACCAGUCGAGGUUGGUUGGGUGGGUGCAAGGUACGCACGCGCCAACCUAUCGCACCCAAACACCAACACACAAUAUAUAUAUUUCAUUAGCUUUAUUUAUAUCAUUGUUUUUUUUUUUUUUUAAAUCCAAUUCCUAACACGUUCUCUUUGUAUUUAUAUACAUACAUUCCUUUCUUCUUUGCUUCCUUCCUUUCUCGUGUCACUCGUGUCACAGUUUUAGUUAACAAUGACGCGAAGAUUUAUCGUAACGCAGGAUGCAUCAUCAAAUUAUAUCAAUGAACGAGGAUAAAUUGUAUAAAACAGUGUUUUACUCGGGUAACAGUUUGAUCGAAAGAGAAGAGAAGACAAUUCUACUGGGAAAUAUCAAAUUUAUCGAUUGAUAAAUGAAAAGUGUCAUAUACGAAAGUUUGUUAUAUCGUGUGAAUCGUAUUGAGUUUUAUUAAUACAAGAAAUAUUAUAAUAAAAGUUAGUGAACUGUUGUAAAAAAGAGAAAAAAAAUUGGAGAAGUAGAUCGUAGAAAUCUAACAAGAACAUUUUCAUCGAUCAUUCAUUUGUAAAAUUAAUUUCGUAAUAUUAAUAUAUCGUGAAAACGAGAACUGUAGAAUUGUUCUUUCAUUUUUAUUAUAUAUAUAUAUUUUUUAAUAUUAGUUAUUGACGUGCAAAAAGAAGUGUAAAUUAAAAAUCGUAAGAAUCGAUCAAAGAAGUUUAAUCGAUAAUAAGUUGAUUGGUGAUAACAUUGACCGUUAGUUGAUUUAAACUUCAAAAUAAUUGAAAAUUCAUUUCUUUCUUUAUUACAAGAAAGAGAAUCGAAUGUUGAUUAAUUUUUCUUUUUUUGUCUCAUUGUCCAAUGUUUAUGUACACGCGUUAUAUUUACGUUGUGCAUGUUCAUCGAUACUCGAGUUUUGAUUUAUAACCGCAAUACCUACCUCACGUGCUACGAUCGCAGAUCGAUUACUAAGAGUUUCAGUGACAAGUAAAUCGAUACUACAUCGUCGUCAUCACUUGACUCGUUUAAAAAAAGUCAACGUAAAAUACGCGAUUCGAUUUAUCGAUUGAAAAUUGUUCAUUUUUUCAAACGUGAUACUUUAUCUAUGAUCACCAAUUAAAUCGUUAAAUCUUUUAACAAUAUUAUUCCUAGAACACGAGUUGUUAUCGUUUGGAAUGUUAAACGUUCGUGACCGUAGAAACAUUCUUUUCUUAUCGGAUUAGAUUAGAAUUUUUUUUACGUAGAUAAAAAAAAAACAAAUUUCGUGACUAUCAAAAAAUAAAAAGUUUGCGCGAAAUAUCUUUCGUUUUAACCGAGUCAACAACAACAAACGAAAAAGUAAUAUUUUAUUCAAUCGUUAUCGAAUAAACAAUUACAAAACACAAAAAGGAUUUCAAGAUGUUGCAAUUGUUAAAAGGAUUUUUAGAUCCUUUCGUUUUGAUUGGACUAUUAUUAGGCAUUUUGUACUUUUAUUUUACUGCUACGUUUAAUUUUUGGGAAAAUUUAUGCGUCCCGUUUAAAAAACCGACAAUUUUGCUCGGCAAUUUUGGACCUUUGUUAUUAUUUCGAAAAUCACAACCGGAAGGUAUAAAGGAAAUGUACGAAUGGUUUAAAAAUGAAAAAUUCUUCGGUGUAUAUCGUGUCAGAUCACCGAUAUUAAUUCUGAGGGAUCCGGAUCUUGUGAAGAGCAUCUGUGUUAAGGAUUUCGUAUGUUUCGCUAAUCGUGGCAUACCAAUCAAUAACUCUCAGGAUCCAUUAUCCGGUCAUCUGUUCAAUUUGGAAGGAAGACAAUGGAAAGGAUUGAGAUCGAAAUUGACACCUACCUUUUCUUCGGGCAAACUCAAACGAAUGUUUUAUUUAUUGGCCGAAUGUUCCGAAGAAUUUCGAAUACUUAUAAACAAAGCAUGUGAAAACAAAACGGCCGUUGAAGUUCGCGAGCUUGCAGCUAAAUUUACAAUAGACGUCAUCGGUACUUGUGCAUUCGGCAUACAAAUAAAUGCAUUGACCGAUGAGGAUUCAGAAUUUCACAGGGCUGCGAAAAAACUUUCAAGGCCAAGUUACAAGGCAACCUUAUGGAGAAUGCUACGUACAGCCAUGCCUAAGCUCUACAAGUUCCUAAACGUUCAGGUUAUUGAUCCUGAGGUCACCAUGUUUUUCAAGAACGUUGUCUCUCAGAUGAUCAGACAACGUGAGAUCAGUGACCAGAGGAGACAUGAUUUUAUGGAUCUUUUGGUUGAACUGAAGAACAAAGGUAACUUGGAAAACGACGCUGGAUCGAUAACUCAAUCCUUGAACGAAGAUGAUGUUCAAGCUGCUAAAGAAAUAGUACUCGAUGAAAAUUCCAUCGCUGCCCAGGCAUUCGUUUUCUUCGUAGCUGGUUAUGAAACUUCAUCGAACACAAUAGCCUUCUGUUUGCACGAAUUGGCAUUGAAUGAAGAGAUUCAGGAGAAAACCAGGCGAGAUAUCAACGAUGCCAUUAAUAAACGAGACGGAAAAUUAACUUACGAUGCCGUACAGGAUAUGAAAUAUCUGGACUUAGUUAUCCUAGAAACUCUUAGAAAGUAUCCACCAGCUCCGUUACUUUCUCGAAGAUGUGAGUACACCUAUCAAAUACCUGGUAGCGAAGUAAAACUUCCAGCUGGAAUGAGAGUAGUCAUACCAAUUUACGGUCUCCAUCAUGAUCCAGAACAUUAUCCAGACCCUGAGGUAUUCAAUCCUGACAGAUUCAUUGACGAAAACAAACGAACGAGACACCCAUACACUUAUCUUCCAUUUGGUGAAGGUCCACGUGCUUGUAUAGGAAUCCGGUUUGCACUAUUGCAAAUAAAAAUUGGAAUAAUUUCUUUCUUAAGAAGCCACGGAGUUCAGGUUUCCGAUAAAACGGUUCAUCCAAUCAAAUUUAGCAGACGUAGUCUCGUUACAACCAGCGAAAAUGGUUUUUGGCUUAACAUUACAUCAGAAUCCGAAAAUUCUUAAAUUAUAUUUAUCUAACCAUUAAGUUGCAUGUACUUAACAUUAUUAUUAUUAU
Messenger RNA from Polistes dominula (European paper wasp), 3222 nucleotides. Its product is annotated as cytochrome P450 6B5. The record is from RefSeq and is a predicted model, not a curated record. Gene Ontology annotation, molecular function: oxidoreductase activity, acting on paired donors, with incorporation or reduction of molecular oxygen; monooxygenase activity; iron ion binding. NCBI's taxonomy places the organism in Eukaryota, Metazoa, Arthropoda, Insecta, Hymenoptera, Vespidae.